AUGAAUAACCAGGGUGUUAUCUAUGCAGAACUGAAGCAUGCAAAGAAUUUAAAAAGACAGCAAAUGAAACCUUCGGGAACUGAAAACUCCAUUUCAGUAAUCCAGCAAGAAAUAACCUAUGCAGAAUUUGACUUCCAAAAUGCUUCUCAGGAUCUUCAGGGGAAUGCCAAGACAUACCACUGCAAAGGCUUACCAUCACCACCGGAGAAGCUCAUUGCUGGGAUCCUGGGAAUUAUUUGCCUUGUCUUGAUACUCAGUAUUGUAGCAGUAGUCAUUAGUAAUGCCUUUAUUGAAACACGAAAGCUGAACAAUUCAUCCCUAACAAGAAUGACCCCAAAAGCACACCAUUGUGGCACUUGUCCAAAUGAGUGGUUAACAAUUUCCAACAACUGCUACCACAUCAGUAAUGAAAAAAAAACCUGGAAUGACAGCAUAACUGCCUGUGCUUCUAACAACUCUCAUCUGCUCUACACAGAAAAUCAGGAAGAAAUAGUGUUGAGUGGCCAAUGUGCCAAAUCUACCACGCUGAUCAUGGCUGAGCGUAGAUGCCCAUAA
Talpa occidentalis (Iberian mole) is the source of this 555-nucleotide messenger RNA. RefSeq names its product NKG2-A/NKG2-B type II integral membrane protein-like. The transcript has 5 exons. The record is from RefSeq and is a predicted model, not a curated record. Bases 1 to 555 code for a protein of 184 amino acids. Gene Ontology annotation, biological process: positive regulation of natural killer cell mediated cytotoxicity; stimulatory C-type lectin receptor signaling pathway. Lineage: Eukaryota; Metazoa; Chordata; Mammalia; Eulipotyphla; Talpidae.